CUGUGGCGUACAUGCAAGUCCCUUCGGAGCAACAGGGUAUGGUUCUACCAGAUACAGAAGAAGAACAAGAUCAAGAGAACAACGACACCUGGAAUGAACAAGGUAUGGGAAAACGGAAGUCAUCUGUUUGGACACUUUUUGGCGGGAAUAUCACCAGACGCAGGAGUCGCGGUGAUAGUCUUGAGGAUAUCGAAAGAAAUUCUCCGGGACAUUCCACAGAUAUUGACUCCAUUAAAUCCUCAGGUACCUGGGGAUAUUCUGGACCAGAUGAAGUGGUAUCUGUCAAGGAUUUGACGAAUCAUAACAUCAGAGAUUCUCCGUACCAAACACUGUUAAAUAAAACAAAUAAUUCAAACAAAAAUACAAGUAAUGGUUUACAGCAAACUCCAAGGCAGUUGUCUGUUCUUGAAAACAUCGUUCUUCAAUUAUCUCCAAAAGGCCCUCGAAAAUACGCCAAAAGAUUUAAAGCAUUUACUCCAACUACAAGCACAAACCAGCAAAGGCUGCAACCAAUUAAAGGACAUCGUCAACCGGUCGUCGGUUCCUCUUCUCUGGAAUCAUCGCCGUCGACUGGAUAUUUUGCCAAUUCAAUGCUCAAUCUUCGCGAAAAAGGAACCCCAAGUUUUAAUUUUACAAAAUCAACACCAAAUCUUCCAAAUUCCGGCAAGCAUCAUCAAUCAAAAUAUUUAUAUCAUACUGAUUUGGAAAACCAGUCAUCUCCGAAACCCGAGACCGAAAUAAAACGGUCUUCUUUCCAAAGAAGAUCAACGAAGAAGCAAAUUCGCCCACUGCCGACUAGCCAUGUUUCUUGUGAAGGCACUGUGAGAUGUUUAAGUCUUCCGGAUAUAACGGAUACUGUUGCAGCGAGAGAAGUUUCUAUGGAUGACUUUAACAAAUGUAGAUGGAGGAGUGAAACAGAUUUAGUUGAUAUAACCCAUUCUUCUACAUUCUCAAGUGACGAUCUCAGGUAUAAAGUUGCCCCCGUGACAAGAAGAAUAAAACGACGUCGUUUUACUCUAGAACCACACCAACCGCCUGGAACCAGUUUUCAGAGGGACCAACACGGACUUGUACAGCAAGCUAGCAUGACACCAGAUCACUGUGAUUUACCCAAAGUUUCCAACGAGACUUCUUCAAAAACACUAUGGACAAUCGUUAAAGAAAUUCAAAAUAAACAAUGGUUUUAACAGCAGAAAAUAUUAUUGGACUAGUACAAAUAUUGAAUGAUAAAAUUCUUCUUGGAUGCUCAUGUCGAAUUAUGAAUAAAUUCAGCUAAACCAAUAUCCCGUUUUGAUUUACACAAUAAAAAUAAUUUUAUUUGAAA
Messenger RNA from Limulus polyphemus (Atlantic horseshoe crab), 1324 nucleotides. RefSeq lists its product as uncharacterized. The record is from RefSeq and is a predicted model, not a curated record. The coding region runs from base 12 to 1187 and encodes 391 amino acids. Lineage: Eukaryota; Metazoa; Arthropoda; Merostomata; Xiphosura; Limulidae. The transcript is spliced from 3 exons.